This is a messenger RNA of Dermacentor albipictus, 6198 nucleotides long. Its product is annotated as palmitoyltransferase ZDHHC11-like. NCBI's taxonomy places the organism in Eukaryota, Metazoa, Arthropoda, Arachnida, Ixodida, Ixodidae. The record is from RefSeq and is a predicted model, not a curated record. Gene Ontology annotation, biological process: protein targeting to membrane; peptidyl-L-cysteine S-palmitoylation. Gene Ontology annotation, molecular function: protein-cysteine S-palmitoyltransferase activity. Gene Ontology annotation, cellular component: endoplasmic reticulum; Golgi apparatus.
CUGUACUGAACAGCUUUUCGCCCGAAGCUUCGCGACCUAUUUGAAUCGACCUUGCAGUGCUUUUUGCCACCCAGACUGGCUCCUUCCCGCACGCAUACGCGGUCGUAUACAAUGUCACCGCAUGGUUACAGAAGUGGGCGGUGGUCAACUACCUCGCGGAGGCCGUGAACGGCAGAACAGAAAAUGGAAAACAAGUCCCAGUGCUUCAACAGCCGCCACCGCCGGACUUUGACAAAAAGUCGGAGUGGCCGUGGUGGCCGGCGUGGAUCGACCACUUCGAUGACUACCGAUUCGCCACAGUUCGGGGGAGGCCCAGGUACGCACACUACUGUGUACUAUGGUACGCCAAGCCCGUGAAGUCUUUGCUGACUGACGAAGAAGAAAAGAGUUUUGAUGUCGUCAAGCGGAAGUUCGUCUCGCCAGCAACGGCCAGAAGAAUCGGUGGAUCAGUUCACUACUGCACUUCACGUGCUGACAGAACGCUGCAGCUUCGGGGAUAUGGAGUAACGACUCGUCCGGGACCGGUCGUCGGCCUUCUUGACGCGCAAUUGUCCGAGACCCUGCAGAUGCAUCCGCAGCUGACAUUGGCUACGGCGCUGGCCAAGGCUCGCCUCGUGCGGCAGCUCCCGUGUGUCCACAUUAGGAGCUCGCCAGAACUUCAGGACUAGGAAGCCAGCGUGGACGCCGUAGGCCACCAGAAACGCCCACAGCACAACAGAGGUUCCCCCUACUGCGCCGGCAACGCCCACCCGAGGUCGGCGUGCCCGGCCAGAGCUUCGAACUGUGGCAACAAAGGACAUUUUGCGAAAGCUUGCCUCAAGCAAGAAGUGCCAGCACAAAGAAAGGUACUUGUUGACUGUGGUGUGAAGGCUACGAAAGGCGGUGAAUGGAGCCGUCAAAAUGGAUGGAGUCUGCCUCUGCACCCGCUGCAGCUUGUGGCCUGGUUUUUUCUCGCAUACUUUUUGGUAAUGUAUUUCGCCGUUCUCGUGCCCAGCUGUCCAACCGGAGGCUGGCAGAUUGGCCUGUCACUUGUGAAUGCAGCUGUUGGCAUUGUUCAUGUAGUGUCCCACAUUUUGAGUGUUACCAUCGACCCAGCAGAUGCCAAUGUGCGGGCUAAAAAUAUUAAAGGUCCACUUCCUCAGUUUGAUCGAAGCAAGCAUGCUCACGUGAUUGAGAAUCAGUUCUGCUACAUCUGUGAAGUAAAAGUGGAAAACCGAUCAAAGCACUGCAGCAGUUGCAACAAGUGCAUCAAGAAAUUUGAUCAUCAUUGCAAGUGGCUGAACAACUGUGUUGGUUCAAGAAACUACAAGUACUUUGCCAUAUGCGUAGCGAGCGCUCUGAUGGCCUGCCUUCUGACUUUCCUGGUGUCUGCUGGGCUUAUUGUGGCAUACUUUGCUAAAAGUAGCCUAUUUAACCACCCUGCAGGUUUAUUUUAUGUGUUUGUGCCAGUAGACAAGACCGUCUGGCUCCUUAUGGUGGAAAUAUGUGCAGCACUCUCACUCCUUGCUAUUGCCCUUCUAAGCCACUUACUUGGUUUUCAUUUGUUUCUUGCAUUCAAAGGGCUAUCAACCUAUGAUUAUAUUGUUCUCAAGCGUAAUGCAUCAUUCCACGGAGGCACGCAAGCAGAAAAAAGGAACUUCUUCUUGAAGUGGUGCAAGCACAAGGUCAACCAGGUUUCACCCGUGCAGCAGAAAGCUUCAGCAGCUCAAAAAAGUGAUGCUGUUGACAGCGCUGGAAGAACAAGUGUAAAGAUCGACGUUCCCAAUGGUCAUGAAAAAAGUACCCGUGGUGGCUCAUUGUACUCUCGAGAUGUGCAGCAAUCUAACAGUCCAUCACGUCAGCGCUACGUCCUCCGAGAGAUACACAAGUCAAGGCUUAAGGUGGCUCGCAAGAACCGGGGUGGCAAGCUGAUGGAAGUGUCGGAGCAUGGCAGCCAUGCCGCUCCGAUUGUGGGGCUCGCCAAUCAGCAAGGGAUGACAUCACCUGCAAGGGCCUCUGAUCUCCGACCUAAACUCGAUUCCAUCAGCCUGGCUGGCAUCACCUCAGCCAGCCGCUCAGUCUCCCAGUCAUCCUUGGACACUGAUGAUGCAGUCCAGGUUCCCGUGGCAGCCAAUGCAGCCUUAAGCCUGGGCACUUCUGCCUGUGGAGGAAGCCUUAGCAACUUGCUCUUUUCUGAAAAUGCUGUGUUGCCAGCAUCCACACCUGGAGAGUUGCUCAUAGAGCACCACUCAGAUUUGUACAAGGAGAGCCCACGGGAAGCUCGGCCACAUGUCAGGGCCUUGCCACCUCUUGCCAAACGCUUAAUAGCUCCACCUGCUGCUGCUGCAACAACAGUGUCCAGUGCUGAUGCCGAGGGUGAAGUGUUCACCCUGUCAUCUCAAUUGCCUGAAACACCGGAUGGUGAUAUCCAGCGUUGGGCUGUCAGGUCAGCUUCCAUUCCUUGUGGUAAGACAUUUCAAGUGUCCGCUGAUGUUGUUACAGAGCCCCGGUGAUAUUAGGUCACUCAGGAAAAAGUUAAAGGGUUGCUGUCAUUCUCUUGUUCGCAUUCUCAUCAGCUGCUUCUUUGAACAGGAACAGCUGAAGAGGCGCAUGUUGCAUUCAGUCUGGUCUAAAGGCUAGCAUUGUUGUACACCUUCCAGAUAACUGUAAUGUUUUUUAAUGUAUUGUAUUGUACAACACUGAAUGUGUGAACUGGCUUGUGCAAAUUAAUUUGUGCCUGUUCACCUACUUCGCAUCACAGUUACUGUGUGCACAAUCGCUGUUUGUUUCAUGGUAUUAAACCCUGUACAAGGAUGGCCAUUUUAAUGUCUGUGGACACUUUAUGUGUGGAACUUCCUUUGCACAUGUGUAUAUGUAUUUGUGCGUGUUUGUCUGGAUUUCAUGUUCUUGUAUGUUGUUGCACAUUUAGAAAGUAAUUUAUGGGCAAUGUUUUAAAAUAUGUACAAGGUAAAUCUGUCUUUGCUGAUUCAAUCUUAUUUGUUAAUAUGCCAACUUGAUAGUAUCAGUAUCAAGCUCAUUCAGCAUCAGAUCAUACAGUAGUCCUUGCUGGAGUCAGCAUUGUCACUUUAGGCUGAGAAUGACAGGAUCAUUUUAUGCCACUGUGUGUGACUUAUAGCGAUAUUAGCUUCCAUCACAAUAAUCCGUAAACAGUUUGAAUGAAACAGACUUGUGAACACUGCCGUGUUUACUUUAUUCUUUUUCUACAGUUAAAUUAGCCAUAGCUAUUCUAUUUUAUUUUUCGUCCUUUUUCCUUGCACUGAAACCUCACUUAAACAAGCAUUUGCAAUUCACAGAAAAGUGUCUUUGGCACAUAUCAUUUGCUUCACCUUAUAUUUCACAAGCCUUCGUGUAUUCUCAUUGGCUAUGUAAAAUGCUUGAACCCAGGUGUAGGUGUAGAAAUACUAGAUACAGGAUGCAUCACGUAAUGCAUAGUUACUUUAUUCUAAAAAGAUUAACUGAAUCCAUAAUUGUGUUACCUCAAACGGAUUCUGUUCUGUUCAUUUAUAAGGUUAAGUGACAUGGUUGAUGUGGCAUUUAAUGAUGUAGCUUACUUUCACUGAAAUAAAUUUUCUUACUGCAUACCUUGUAUGUUUAGACAGUUGAAGUUUGCAGAUUUGUGAAGCCUGUUAAGUGAAGUUUCAGGGCAUUAAGUACAAUUAGUAUUAUAGAGCAGCGAUCUGUAAGGCUAAUGUGGGCUCAAGUCCAAAAGGUGCAGCUGCAGAUAAGCCUUCUGAAAUACUUAACUAUAAAAGAACAACAUGCCCAACUGUGGUUCAAAGGAACAUGUUUUACUGUAAAACUUGUUGAAUAUAUUACUUUAUUGAUAUGUGUGUGUUUUUAUACACCAUACACAUUAUUGUACAUGUGUCAAAAGUAGGGCACAAUGCAUAAAAAUGCAUUUUAUAUACUAUGUGCCCUCAAGUAGUGACAUAAUAGGGGAACUAGUUUUGACACAAUGGGACUUGCAAUUUUCUUAUGUCCUUUUUCUUUUGGUCAAUCACUACAUGCUGUUUUGCAUAGUAACUCUCUCGGGCAAGUUGUACUUGGUGUGCUGUUAGGGAAACAUUCACCUUUUAACCUGUGCUAUGGAUUUAUAUUUUUUACUGUGCAUAUCAACCUCUCUGCUCAUGUUCACUAUACAUUUUGUGCCAGCAUCACUACAGGUAAGUAGAAGUUGUAGUAAGCGACAUAUAUCUUCCAUCAUUUUAACUUAUUCCACAUGUUUUGUAGUGUGUGAGAAUUGUUUAACUUAAGAAGUGCUGCAUAAAAGUUGUAUUGCACACAUUUUAUGCUUGUGUUAAAGAAAGAUGCCCUAAAAGCCAGAUAGCAUUUGUGAUCUGAGCUAUUGAAGCUGUAAAUGGAGAGUACAGUAACAAUGUUUCAUACCCGCCAUGGUAGUGCAGUUGCUAUGGCAUUGGGCUGCUGUGCUCAAGGUCGCGGGUUCAAUCCCGGCUGCGACGGCCGCAUUCUGAUGGAGGCGAAAUGCAAAAACACUUGUGGGUAUUUAGGUGCAUGUUAAAGAAAUCCAAGUGGUCAAAAUUAAUCCGAAGUCCCCCACUAUGGCAUGCCUCAUAAUUACAUUGUGAUUUUGGCAUGUGAAACCCCAGGAGUUAGUUCAAAUUUCAACAAUGUUUGAUUUUUUUGCAAUAAAGAAGCUACAAUAUUUUGUUUAGUCAAAUAUUAAGCAGUUACCUUUAUAUAGUUAAAUUUUAGCUAAAGUCUACCAGCAGUCUGUAUAUUUUUUGAAGUCCCGUGGCUGUGCGAAUUGCAAUUUCCCAUAAUGAAAGGGUUAUUUCAUUGUUGAUAAUUUUUUCAGUUAUGGUUCAGUUUUACAUCUUCCUUUUGAUGUUUGUUUAAAAGUGCUGAAUUGAUUGUUCUGAUAAUUUUAGAAAGUUGAGCUUGCAUAGUAAAUAUCAGCUACUGGUUCUGGUUCUAAACUAUAUGUAAAAUGUCGAGUUCAUUGUUCAUGUAGAAUGUUUGAACAGACAAAAGUUUGCAGACCAUGAGAUUACAAAAACAUGCUUACGCAAAUUAUGCACAUUACACAAAUUAUGCACAUAGCCCGGAACUCAACUGUACAUACUGGUGAUCCCAAAUGCAAUUGAAGACAACAGCACUUGUUAAUUCAAGACCUCACUCUUACACUGCGAAGAAAUUUUCACAGGACGUCAUGGUUUGUAAACUUUUGUUCGUAGUUGUACAUAUUUUCUUGGCAAUGAAUCUGAAGCAUUGUAUCUGAUGUUUGCAAUCGAUACACUUGUGAUUCUAUUGAAGCCGGCAUCUCCCCAAGAUUUAUGCGAUCAGGGCCCAUUCAAGCUAUGUAUACUCUAUAUGGCUGCAGUUUAACUCUGUGUAAGCAAUCCUCCCUCUAGUCAUGGGUAAUAGAUACACGACCAGUUGUAUAUAUAUAGUAUAUAUGUGCUGAGGACAGUGGCCCAACAUAUAUUUUUUUUCCAUUUUACUGCAUUCACACUAAUGGUGUCUCACUGUUUCAAGUUUCUUGUAAGACGUCUCUCUGUCUGUCUGCAUGUCAGCUAAGUCUCGUUUUGAUGGACCGCAUGUGUGCUGCAUAUAUUCAGACGUAUGCCAUGCCUUUCACAUGCUGAAAUGUUAGAUUUGCUCAGAACAAACGUGUUCAUCAAUAGGCGCGGUGAGUAUUGUUGAUCUUGUUUUUUAUUCAUAGCGGGUGUGCAUAUAGAAUGUGUCCACUGUUGGAGUCAUACAGCUUAUUCUCAUAGCUCUAUUUUGCUGGAAACUGAUUCUCAGGCUAACAUAAUUUAACAGAGACAUGAGAAAUAUUUAGAAAAUAUAUAAAAGUGCUUUUGUCUGCUCAGGCAUGCCAGUGCUACAAUAUAUUUACAAGCUUUACAACCACAACUGCCCAUUCUUAAAUGAAAUUUCUUUUUAAUCACUUUAGUUUAAGGUCUUUUAAUCAUUGUGAUUUAUGACAGCGCUGUGUUGUUUAGUGAUAUUUACUUAAACAUAGCAUAAAUAUAUUUUUGUGUAUAGAUUGUGAUAUUUUUUAGUUAUUGUUACUGAAGGAAAGUUAGCUGCCUUUGAUGAAUAUCUGGUCUUAGUUUUGAGCCAAUGUGAGUAGCCAUAUUUUUGGAUGCCAUUUAUUGCCUCUCUGCGCCUCACUAAUGUUGUGUAAAAGCACGGCACCGGCGUCAAAUAAAAAGUAAUGUUUGCAUGCUGAAA